This is a messenger RNA of Eleginops maclovinus (Patagonian blennie), 4716 nucleotides long. RefSeq names its product galanin receptor type 1-like. The coding region runs from base 282 to 1331 and encodes 349 amino acids. Lineage: Eukaryota; Metazoa; Chordata; Actinopteri; Perciformes; Eleginopidae. The transcript has 3 exons. Gene Ontology annotation, molecular function: galanin receptor activity. Gene Ontology annotation, biological process: negative regulation of adenylate cyclase activity; positive regulation of cytosolic calcium ion concentration; G protein-coupled receptor signaling pathway. Gene Ontology annotation, cellular component: plasma membrane. The record is from RefSeq and is a predicted model, not a curated record.
CGGACGGUGCGCAGACGCAUCAGGUGCGCACCAGAAGAGACUCCAAGACGCGCAGCAUGCUUUACAGAGUAGAACAUACUGUUGUUUAGAUAUUUUACUAAAGUGAAGUGUAACAAAACAGCAAGGGAUAUAGGAAAAUAUUGAGAAAGGUGCAAGAAAGCCAAGUGUGUUGAAGAGUGCGCAUGGAGGCGCACCGGACCACACACCUUUGCUCCUUAAACCUAUGCACAGACCUCAUUGGGAUCGUUUUCAAGUUCAUGUAAAAGGAGAAAGAUAACAUCAUGAACGACUCGGAGUCUGUUUGGUUCUUGGAGGAGCAGUGGAACCGCAGCAUAGCGGAGGAAGAAGAGGAAAAACUUUUCGGGAUUGGCGCGGAUAAUUUCAUAACGCUGCUGGUGUUUGGACUCAUCUUUAUGCUCGGUGUGCUGGGCAACUCCAUGGUGAUCACCGUGCUGGCCCGGAGCAAACCGGGGAAGCCACGGAGCACCACCAACAUCUUUAUCCUUAACCUGAGCAUCGCAGACCUGUCCUACCUGCUGUUCUGCAUCCCUUUCCAGUCCGUCGUCUACAUGAUGCAGUCCUGGGUCCUGGGUGCAUUCAUUUGCAAAUUCAGCCACUACAUUUUCACCGUGUCCAUGCUGGUGAGCAUCUUCACCCUGUCUGCCAUGUCCGUGGACCGAUACAUUGCCAUCGUGCACUCAAGGAAGUCCUCCUCUAUCCGGGUGGCGAGGCACGCGCUGAUCGGGGUGGUUGUGAUUUGGAUACUCUCCCUGGUCAUGGCUGCGCCCGUCAUGUACUACCAGAACAUAUUCCGCAUGGGGGAUAAUCAAACCUACUGCUGGGAAGGGUGGCCAAAUCCAACCCAGAAGAAAGUUUAUGUGGUGUGCACGUUUAUUUUUGGCUAUGUAUUGCCUCUGCUGCUGAUUUCCUUCUGUUAUGCAAAGGUUUUGAAUCACUUGCACAAAAAACUGAGAAAUAUGUCAAAAAAGUCAGAGGCUUCAAAGAAAAAGACUGCUCAGACGGUCCUGGUGGUGGUGGUGGUGUUCUGCAUCUCUUGGUUACCUCAUCACAUUGUCCACCUGUGGGUGGAGUUCGGAAACUUCCCGCUGAACCAGGCUUCCUUCGUGUUUCGUGUGGCCGCCCACUGCCUGGCAUACAGCAACUCAUCGGUAAACCCGGUCAUCUACGCCUUCCUGUCAGAGAACUUCAGGAAGGCUUACAAGCAGGUGUUCAAAUGCCAGAUCGGCACCAGUGACUCCCCACUCAACGACAUCAAAGAGAUACGCAGCAAAGCAGACACUCCACCCUCGACUAACUGCACCAACGUCUGACAUAGGAGGUGCAGAUGGUGGCUCAAAUUGAAUACUUACCAUCCCACUGAAACUCAAUGUAAAGUCAUAAUGAAAGAGCCAUAGGACAUUAAUUGGUGUGUGGAUUUUUUUGAUCUAGGUAAGUAUGGUUGCUUGGAUAUUGCUGCAGCUAUUCUGUUCCACAUCAGCGCUGUUCAUUAUUGGACCAGAGGAGAUAAAGCCACUGUAGCUGCAGGGCAUGAUUACUGUGUCUUUAAUCAGUGUCUCUGUCUCUCUUUCAUAAUUAACUGUGGAGUCUCAAACUCACGAAGUAACCCUCUCUCUUAAUAAAACUGACUUUGAUUGGAGACAGAAUUGACAAAGGUCAUAAUACAAUACCUAUGAGGUUGUUUUACUUUCAGACUUGUAAAUUGGAAGAAUUCUUUCAAGAUCAUUAUGGCAUUGUGUAGAGACACGGCAUCAUCAUCUGCUGAAGUAAAGCUGUGUUUUCUGUGUGUAGAACAGUGCUUUGGGCAUUACUCAGUAUGCUUUUACAGAAUUGUGUUGACAUAUUUGAGGUUUGAGAUUACAAUUUGAAAUGAAUGAAAUACACUUACUAAUCCUCAGAUAAAUUCAUCCCUUGGAUAAAGCUGUUUAGUUGGUUGACUCUUAUAAAAGACUACUAUGGACUCAGAAUUUCCUUUAACUCUGGAUUAAUUAAGACUUAAAAACAUAGCUGCCCAAGAUACCAUUGCUGUGUCUGAAAUUGCAUACUUUUGUUCUUACAAUUGCCGUUUUGAGUGCAUAGGUGUGUCCCAAUGCAUAGUAUGGCUAAAUGCAGUUUACUAUGAGUAUCAGACUGUGCACUCAUUAUGUUCAAAAGGUGAGUGUAGAAUGCUGAACAUUUCUAUCUUGGCUUUGUAACAGAAGCUACCAGACCAGCCACGAUUGAGGUUGCUCCAGUAACAAACAGCACUAUAUAAAUAAAAGUAAUGGGCCAACAUGUGUUUUAUUUUAAAGUAAUGUAUCACUUUACUCGUGUCAAAAAGAAGCUUUUGCUCGUUUCAUAGAGUUAGUACAGUCUGUAAUAGUUUGGUACCGUGAACAAUAACCUGAUACCUAGCUAGCGAGCUCACAGGGACAAUGGCCGCUUCUGGUGAGGGCAAAGCAGCCAUUUAAGCCAUUUAGGAACGACUGGACAAUUAUGCACCGCAUUAGUGUUUACAGUGUACGGAAUGGAGUGUAUUAAGGGAAGUAUACAAACUCAGACACAGCCCAUGUCUAACUGCCUAGCUCUCCUUGAUUUGGCAGCAUGUUUGUAGUAGGAUGACAUUUCAAUGUGCUGCAGACCUGUAACACGACUGGCUGGCAAGAGAAGGGUUAGGGUCUUUAGCUUACUUAUCAAUAAGUAUUCAAUUUUCUAUUCCAUUCUCAAAUGUGAAUGACGUGCGUUUUUAUCAAAUAGCUUUGUGCACAUUGGAACUAAACAACUCACCAUGGCCAUCUAACCAAUGUACAACAGAUAAAUGCCUUAUUGAACAUCUCCAAACAGUAUGUUGGCCCUUUAUCAAACAACAACCACUUGCUUUUUACAGAAAAUGCUAUGUGUAUGUGUUGAGUUUUGGUUUUGUCAAAAAGUAUGAUGGAAAUGACAGUAAUGUAUAGACUAAUGGAUCAUUUUAUUUUUUUAAAUUGCCCAACAUUGCUCAAAAAGGUUGCAACUGCAGAUACGGAGAAAAAACACCAUACCAUUGCCUUUGCAUUAAAGCCUGUAUUUUACAUUGUUGUAAAUAUUAUGAACCACUGAAGCUGAUUUUCACAUAUGCCUGUAAAAGUGUCACUAUGGUAUGUUAACAGUUUUCAGAUUGUGUUGUGCUGUGUGAGAUGGAAUGUUGGGCAUAUAAGGCUUUAUGCGUGUUUUGCACCCUUUCUGGUAGCCAGUUUUCCGACCAUAAAAAAAGAGAUCUUGCGGAAAUAAAUUUCUGAUGUUUGCUUUGAGUAUGUGAUGUGGCAAGCCUCCACUUAGCAGCUUUACCUCAGUAUCACAACAUCAUUAAAACUAUGAGAGGUCUUUACAUAUUUUGGAAGUUGUGGAAGGAAUGUGUCACAUCCAUAAUUCAUGCUUUACUAAUUGCUGCUGAAUGAUUAACACCGACUUGAUUUAGAAAGGUGGAACUAAUGAAUGUACUAAUGACUCAUUCACCGGAGGAUCUCAGAGGUGGAAUUCCCAGAAAGAAGAGGAGCUUCAGUUGCUGACUCUGCUCAUUGUAGCACUGACUAUAUAUCUGGGAUGGGAUCCAUGGCUGCACAGGACUGAGGACCUUUUUUUUUUUUAAAUGCAUUGAUAUGUACUCCAGAUGAUGCAAGGGACAUGGCUAACUGUUUAUGAGAUAAUGGUGGACACAUGGUUAUGGAAAUCAGUGAUAUUUCUGGAUAUGAGACAUCAAACACAAAUUAAGUGUUGUGUUCUGAAAUAUACCUACAUAAAAAGCACAUGAACAAAAUAGGUUUUGUUAGCAGAACAGGUUGAAUUACAUCUCACAGAUUACUGUAAUUUAUUAAACAUAGGAGGUAUCAGUAUAAUAUGUACGUACUGUAUUGGGGAUGAGGACAAGUGCUAAGUGAAUAAAAAAUACCUUGUUGUACUUCAUUAAGAAGGACUAAGAAAUAAAUGACACUAUUACAUUUAACCCUUUUAUAUGACAGGGGAAAAAAGGCAACAAAAAAAGGAACAUUUUCUAUGGUUCCUUUUAAAGUAGUAAUGGAUAACCCCUUUGUUAUGUUUGUUGUUUUAAAAGGCAAGAAAAGUGAAAAAUACAAAACUAAAAUAAAACGAGUUAUGGUAUCAUUGGUUUUAUAAUCCUAAUAUAUAUAUGUACACAUUUUAACUUUUGGAAUUGCAUUUACACCCAAAUAAAAAGCCUAGUGAAACAGAAAAGAAAUAGAGUAUAUUCAAAUGUAAAAAUGAAAAAUAAAGUACAUUUUACUGUUAAGUAUCUCAUAACAAACAAAUAAUUCUACACUGCCCUUUAUUCUUAAGUGUUCAUUUGAACUUUUCAGGUGCAACUAUGUGAAAACAACACACAUUGAGCAUGCCCUUGAGUAAGGACAUUCCAUUAAGCUUGAACAACUUACAUCUUUUCAAGUUUUUAUUUAUUCAUCGAAAAUGUGUUCAAUAUUUGUACAGCUUUCAGUGCUUUAUGUGUUUUACUGAGGUGGUCCUGGUGUGUCUUUCAACCUUGUUUCCUGUAUAAAUUCAGUGUGUUGUCUAAAGCAAACUUUACCUGAAUAGAAACAAUAUGUUUAAUCUUUCUGUGCUUGAAAAUGCAACAUGUUAAAAACUUUGAAGGCUCUGGCUGGUAUUUUGAAAUAUAUCAAGGCAAUUGAUUGUGUCUUUAUGCAGUGCUACUGAUAUUAAAGGAUUAUA